Messenger RNA from Lasiodiplodia theobromae, 789 nucleotides. Its product is annotated as C6 zinc finger domain-containing protein. The record is from RefSeq and is a predicted model, not a curated record. Bases 1 to 789 code for a protein of 262 amino acids. Gene Ontology annotation, molecular function: DNA-binding transcription activator activity, RNA polymerase II-specific. Gene Ontology annotation, biological process: regulation of transcription by RNA polymerase II. NCBI's taxonomy places the organism in Eukaryota, Fungi, Ascomycota, Dothideomycetes, Botryosphaeriales, Botryosphaeriaceae. The transcript is spliced from 2 exons.
AUGCCAGAGCAGAAUCGCGAGUUCCAAUGGCACAAUUCCACCAUUGCUGGGGUAGAGCCUCCGGUCUCUGCAGACCAACCAUCCCAAGCCACUUCAGCUGGAGAGGGCGCUCACAGCCAUGCCAUCGUUCCUAUUAUGGAUACGCCACCACCAGUCUUUUAUCCCAGAGAAGCGUAUUCCCAGCACCUGAUUCACUCCCUAAAGGCAAAAAUCGCCGACGGGAAGAGACUUUUCGACAGCCUCGAAGAGGAAAUGCAGAUUCUAGACCAUAACGUCCCAAUACCAGCGCAAUUGGAGUUGGGCAUGGAAACUCCCACCUCAGAUCUUGUCCAAACUGGGCCAAGUGACUGGCUUAAGGAUUUGCAGCUACUGAAACACUACCUCACCACCGCGUAUCUGUCUUUCUGCCAGGAUGAGCGCCUGGCCCCUCUCUGGCAGCACGUCAUUCCAGAAUGCGCCUUCUCCCACGAGUACCUGAUGCACGGCCUUCUUGCUGUCUCCGCGCUGCAUUACGGCCAUGCAAAUCCCUCGCACAAAGAGACCUACAGCCUUCUGUCCGCGCGGCACCAGGCGCUCGCGCUGAAUUGGUUCUCAUCUCAGCUGCACAACAUAAACUCAGAGAACUACAAAGCACAUGUCUUUCUCGGCUCAAUCGUCUUCAUGUUCCCCAUAUUUGCCGUCGCGGAGGCCGGCCGUGAGCGUCAGAUUGUAGACACACAUGACAUUGUCCAGUCGUUCGUUCUACUGAAAGGCAAGUCUUACCGCACCUCUCCUCUACCUCGUAUAUAA